AUGGGGUUCUUCCAGAAUUUCUUGCCGGAAAAGGACCGCUAUGCAGCGCUAUUGCUAUACGGCAUGGUCUUCUCCACAUGUUUCAACGGGUACGAUGCAGGCAUCAUGACGGUCAUCUUGGCAGAUAAGCAAUUCAUACAGUACUACAAUGUCGAUGCAUCACGCACCGGGACCAUUGCAGCUGCGCCAUGGGCAACCACAGGCCUCGCGCAGCUCUUUGUCGGCGGAACGCUUGCUAAUCUGGUCGGACGACUAUGGGCACUUCGCAUCUCCAUCAGUGUCAUGAUCAUUGGCGUCAUCGUUCAGAGUGUCCCUAAUACAUGGGGUGUGCUCAUAUUGGGCCGUCUCCUGACUGGACUUGGGUUCGGAUGUGUUUACAUUGCAACAUCUCUCUACGUCGCCGAGUGCUCCCCUCGCUUACUGAGGGGAAGCUUUGUCGGUACCGUUACACAGUUUGGGUACCAACUAGGCACUUUUAUCGCAUUUUGGGCUGGAUAUGGCAUGAGCUUUUAUACUUCGCCUUUCAACAUUGCGUGGCGUGUGUCCAACGUAAUUCAGAUUCCCAUUGGCGUGGCGUUCAUAAUUCUCAGCUUUUGGUAUCCCGAGUCUCCUCGAUGGUUGUUGGAGAAAUAUCCGGAAAACCCAGAUCAAGUUUUGCAAGUCAUUUGCAAAUUGAGAAUGGGCACCCCUGAAUCUGAUCAUGUUCGAGCCGAGUUUCAUGAGUUGCUGGCUGCAAAGGAGGCACGCAAGCACUACGAUACCGGCUAUACUGGCCUCUUCAAAUCAGCAGGCAUGCGGAAGCGUCUUCUUUACGGUCUGUACGCAACUGCGCUGCAGCAGGCUGGAGGAAUAGCAGCACUCACCAUGUAUGCAACGCUUAUCUACCAAUCCUUGGGAUGGAAUGAAGGUCAUCAGGCUCUCGCCAUCAACGGUAUCCAGGCUGCUCUGCAGCUCGUUAUUGUUCUAGUCAAUACCUUUACGGUCGAUCGCUUUGGCCGAAGAGCCCUUCUAAUCGCAGGCUUCGCCAUCCAGGCUACGGCACUACUGAUUCUGGCCUCGCUGUGUACAUCGUUCCCCGAUAACUCCAACAGAGCGGCCGCGGUAGUGGAAAUAGCCAUGUUGUUCAUCGUUGGACUCACGUACUGCUGGUCCAACGGCCCAAUCCCACCAGCUAUUGCCUCAGAGAUCUUCCCGCAAGAGGUUCGCGACAAGGCAUUCGGAUUCUCAUUGCUGGGGCAGACCGCCUGUCUGUUGGCCUUGACGCAGCCGUGGCCAACAUUCAAUGCCGAGGUCGGCGGGCGGAGCUACUGGCUCCUCUUUGGGCUCAACACAUUACUCCUGAUUUCUGUGAUAUUCAUUCUGCCAGAAACCAAAGGCAUUUCACUCGAAAGGAUGGAUAAGAUAUUUGGAGAAGUCGAUGCCGUCGAGGUUGGUGAACAUGACGUCGGCGCAGAAAAGAUCGAGGUUGAGGUCUACUCGCACAUCGAGACCAAGGGUAGUCAGAAGCCCGUGCCAGCCGAAGCUCCUCAAGAUAAGGGUGACUUGAACAAGGAGGCGUGA
This is a messenger RNA of Pestalotiopsis fici W106-1, 1560 nucleotides long. RefSeq lists its product as uncharacterized. Gene Ontology annotation, molecular function: carbohydrate:proton symporter activity. The transcript is spliced from 5 exons. Gene Ontology annotation, biological process: transmembrane transport; carbohydrate transport. Gene Ontology annotation, cellular component: membrane. The record is from RefSeq and is a predicted model, not a curated record. Lineage: Eukaryota; Fungi; Ascomycota; Sordariomycetes; Amphisphaeriales; Sporocadaceae. The coding region runs from base 1 to 1560 and encodes 519 amino acids.